AUGGCGGACGGCGACAGCGGCAGCGAGCGCGGCGGCGGCGGCGGGCCCGGCGGCUUCCAGCCCGCGUCCCGCGGCGGCGGCGAGCAGGAGACGCAGGAGCUGGCGUCCAAGCGGCUGGACAUCCAGAACAAGCGCUUCUACCUGGACGUGAAGCAGAACGCCAAGGGCCGCUUCCUCAAGAUCGCCGAGGUGGGCGCGGGCGGCUCCAAGAGCCGCCUCACGCUGUCCAUGGCCGUGGCCGCCGAGUUCCGCGACUACCUGGGCGACUUCAUCGAGCACUACGCGCAGCUGGGCCCCAGCAGCCCCGAGCAGGUGGCGGCGGCGGCGGCGGCCGAGGAGGGCGGCGGGCCGCGGCGCGCGCUCAAGAGCGAGUUCCUGGUGCGCGAGAACCGCAAGUACUACCUGGACCUCAAGGAGAACCAGCGCGGCCGCUUCCUGCGCAUCCGCCAGACCGUGACGCGCGGCGGCGGCCCGGCGCCCGGCGGCCUGCAGAGCGGCCAGACGAUCGCGCUGCCCGCGCAGGGCCUCAUCGAGUUCCGCGACGCGCUGGCCAAGCUCAUCGACGACUACGGCGGCGACGACGACGAGCUGGCGGGCGGCGCGGGCGGCGGCGCGGGCGGCCCCGGCGGCGGCCAGUACGGGGAGCUCCCGGAGGGCACCUCCAUCACGGUGGACUCGAAGCGCUUCUUCUUCGACGUGGGCUGCAACAAGUACGGCGUGUUCCUGCGCGUGAGCGAGGUGAAGCCGUCCUACCGCAACGCCAUCACCGUCCCCUUCAAGGCCUGGGGCAAGUUCGGCGGCGCCUUCUGCCGGUAUGCGGAUGAGAUGAAGGAGAUCCAGGAGCGCCAGAGGGAUAAGCUUUACGAGCGACGCGGCGGGGGCGGCGGCGGCGGGGACGAGUCUGAGGGCGAGGAGGUGGACGAGGAUUGA
Messenger RNA from Pipistrellus nathusii (Nathusius's pipistrelle), 930 nucleotides. Lineage: Eukaryota; Metazoa; Chordata; Mammalia; Chiroptera; Vespertilionidae. The record is from the annotation of a GenBank genome assembly.